CCUCAUCACAUGACAGUCAUCCAAACAAAAUGGUAGACGUGAAAAGUUAAAAAUCUGCUUUGUUUAUCUCAAUUAUCUCUUGAAUGUGACACUUCAUGUAUCUAUAAGUGUAAUGAACAAUCUCUUCAAAUUCAGCACUCCUUGAAAGUUGUCAAAAUGAAAAUAGUUGUCGUGAAGUCGCUGGUGCUUGGGGGGCUGUUUUGCAUGACAUUCCUAUCUAGCAUGCUCCCAGUUAAGCUCCUGGCUGCCGUAAAUGAUAGUUCCCACAGAGAACGAAGGCGCAAAUAUCAGCGUGUGAUUAGUUUCUUGAGCUGCUUUGCUGCUGGCGUCUUUCUUGCCACUUGUUUAUUAGACCUCUUUCCUGAUGUUCAGGACAAACUAUAUACAACACUAGACAAAAUGGGAAUAAUAACAGGCUACCCUGUGGCAGAGUUCAUCACUGUGCUAGGAAUAUUUAUAAUACUAAUUAUUGAACAAAUAGUAUUGACUGUUAAGGAGAAUCAUGCCCAUAACCAAAUGAUUGAAAGAGGUGAAGAUGAGGAAAGACGUGGCCUGCUGGCCAAGCCACCAACUAGCCCUUGUCAGAGACCUUACCGCUCAAUCAGUGAUAUAAGCGGUGAAUAUAGAGUUGUCAACACAGAUAAUAGUGUGGAAUCUAUUGGGUAUAAUAAUGAGUCAGAGAUUGAGGAAUCGCAUGAACAUGAGCAUCAUGACCCAAGUUCCCAUUCUUUCAUUCGUUCAGUGAUGCUGAUAAUGGCUCUUUCCAUACAUUCAAUAUUUGAGGGACUUGCCGUCGGACUUCAACCAACAGCUCAAGCUACCUUGCAAAUAUUCAUAGCAUUAAUCCUACACAAAUGUGUCUUAGCAUUUAGUCUCGGUAUGAAUUUAAUGCAAAGUAAGCUUACAACAUGGGGCGUAAUCCGCUCAAAUCUAGCAUUCUCCCUUGCAUCGCCAACUGGAAUUGCAAUCGGAAUGCUCAUAAUAGAUGUCUCUGAUAGUUUAGCAGCAUCACUAGUGAAUGGAAUACUUCAAGGUAUUGCAUGUGGGACAUUUCUCUAUGUGACAUUUUUUGAGGUUUUACCACACGAGUUUAACUCACAACAAGAUAGACUGUUAAAACUGCUAUUUUUGUUGAUAGGCUACAGCUCUGUGGCUGGAAUCCUCUUUCUGGACCCUGAUGUAAUCAGACAGAAAAAAAUACAUGGAGGGCCUUAACAUCUAUUUUUUGCAGAUCUGGGGUGUUUUUGGGCACCAGAAAAUUGUUGCUCCCUCGCCUUGCCAGUUUCCAGAUCUGCGCCUAUAAUGUUUGCGGUAUCUGUAAUGUUUUACUUAUAUUUUAAUAUACCCUUUGUCAACAAAAGACAAAAAAAUCAUAGCAAUGCAUUUAACGGUAAAUCUAUAAGUUUUUCAACAAAUAACCUUGAAAAUAAGUGCCUAUACAGUAAGAAUUUUAGUAUUCACAUGAAUAUUUUAACCUUUCACCUCACUUAAGUGAACGUCCUAGUAGAUGCACUUCCGAGC
Messenger RNA from Owenia fusiformis, 1521 nucleotides. Lineage: Eukaryota; Metazoa; Annelida; Polychaeta; Sabellida; Oweniidae. The record is from the annotation of a GenBank genome assembly.